Morchella importuna is the source of this 504-nucleotide messenger RNA. RefSeq lists its product as uncharacterized. The record is from RefSeq and is a predicted model, not a curated record. NCBI's taxonomy places the organism in Eukaryota, Fungi, Ascomycota, Pezizomycetes, Pezizales, Morchellaceae. The transcript has a single exon. The coding region runs from base 1 to 504 and encodes 167 amino acids.
AUGUUGCCUGGGGUAACCCAUGCCAUAAAUACACGCGUGAUACGUGCGCACGGAUAUACUCCUAGCCAACUGCUAUUUGUAUUCAACCUCCGGAGGAGCCGCCUAGACGCCACGCCGAGGGAUCAACUAGCCUCUGCGGUAAUAUCGGAAGCGAUAGUCAAGAUAGUUGAGCGGUACACCGACAGCAUAGGUGAAGAUGCUGCACCUGCUAGUGCUAGUGUUGAAGAACCAAUGGAGCUAUGGGCAUACCACCAAAGGCUAUCAAAAUUAGAGGAGAUACGGGAGGCAGUAAGAACCAAAACCCUGGAGAAGUGCUCGCAAAAGCAAAGAAGGGCAAGAUGGAAGGCGCCUCAAAUGGGAGACCUCGUUUUACUCCGCAGAUUCGAAAUCGACAGACAGCAUGGCCGCAAGUUUGAAGCCAAGUGGGAGGGUCCGUACAAACUCGACAAAAUAUCGUGGCAUGGAAGGACCGGAAGGGUAUUCGAUCUAAUCACCGGCGAGUAG